This is a messenger RNA of Rubroshorea leprosula, 1054 nucleotides long. Lineage: Eukaryota; Viridiplantae; Streptophyta; Magnoliopsida; Malvales; Dipterocarpaceae. The record is from the annotation of a GenBank genome assembly.
UUUGUGUUUUUCCUCUCAAUUUUGACUCUUUUUGUUCAAAUCUGGAGAGUGCUUUCAGAUCUGGGUUCAGAUCCGUGACUUGGCGUGUUGCAACGACAGUGAACGGUUGUGUGUGGGCUGUGGCGGAAUUGAAGGAUGAGGUUUGGUAGUUCCAUUAGCGAUUUAGGGAUGGUAGGUGGCAAAAUUGAAAAGUUGCUCAGUCAGGUUCGCCUUCCCAUGGAUGCAAAUGCCUUUCUUCCCUUGAUAUUGAUAUGGAAACCAUAUGAUUCCCAGGUCGGAAAAGCUAUGGUUGGUGGGAAAGAUAUUUUCUUGGCAAAGGUUUCAUGCAGGGGUGAUUGGUGUUAUGGAUACGCCGAUGGAUCCUUUCCCUCUGCAUGCCAGUUAAGAGUCCCUCUGGAUAGACAGAGCAUUGUAGUGUCGGGAGACACUACAUCGCCAAGUCCAUUGAUCUCAUAUGCUAGAGAGCCUGCUCUUAAAAGCUGCAACCGGCUUAAACCGGCUUUGGUGAAAUGGAAGUGCAGAGAGCCGGCUCUGGAAGUUGCAACCGGCUCUACGAGUAAAGAUUUAAAGGUCCGUUGUUUGGCGCGAGCGGAGAAAAGACGCAAAGCCGGCUCCAACUUUGCAGCCGGCUUGAGUGAUCUUGGGGGUGUGUUGAUUCCUUCAAGAGUGAUCUGUAGAGAGGAUCUUUGGGGUUUAAGUGUAAAGGGGUGAGAUUUGAAAGAAACCCUUUUUCUUGUAAAGGAUUGAGUGGCUCCUUUAAACCACCAUUGUUUUUGUUAGUGGAGAGUGUGGAGGAAAUCCUUGGUUCUAAGGUUUUGUGAUAUAUCCUUGUCAAUGUUUUAAUGGUAAACUUGGCCCAUGACCAUGUGCAGCAUCCUUAGGUUCUAAGGUUUUGUGAUAUAUCCUUGUCAAUGUUUUAAUGGUAAACUUGGCCCAUGACCAUGUGCAGCAUCCUUAGGCUUUAAGGUUUUGUGAUAUAUCCUUGUCAUAUUUUGGUUUCAUCUCAUUUUUCAGGUGAUGAUGGACCAGCUUCAAAUGAAAUGCUUUAUUGGAG